Messenger RNA from Suhomyces tanzawaensis NRRL Y-17324, 2965 nucleotides. It is a transcript of the gene PUF3, whose product is annotated as mRNA-binding protein. The coding region runs from base 239 to 2692 and encodes 817 amino acids. Gene Ontology annotation, cellular component: cytoplasm. The transcript has a single exon. Gene Ontology annotation, molecular function: mRNA 3'-UTR binding. Lineage: Eukaryota; Fungi; Ascomycota; Pichiomycetes; Serinales; Debaryomycetaceae. Gene Ontology annotation, biological process: nuclear-transcribed mRNA catabolic process, deadenylation-dependent decay. The record is from RefSeq and is a predicted model, not a curated record.
CAGUUUGGGACCAAUUCUGACUGCCCACUCGCUGCCACUUUCGCCCCUCAACCUCCAGCACUAGGCUAUCAACAAGCCAACGGUCGGUGGCGUUCACACCUCCACACCUCCACGCCAGCACAGCCCACUCGAGCACGCUCGAUUGACCCACGCCAUUCCACUGGCGCCAACGCGUACCACCAAUAUAACCACCCCAGUAUUAGACUGAUCCAGCAUCCCCCAGUGUUUGUCUGACACCAUGCCUUCCGAAACCAUAUGGUCCAACAACGGAGGCUCGCCUAUCCAGAGCAACUCAGGGUCCUCUGCCCAGUACAGAAGCGUCUUGGACCAGGUCGACCCCGAAGUGGCCAAGCUCCUCGGAAACAACCCCUCGCAGCUUACGUCGGAAAGACGGUUCUCGUUCAACGACGGCAGCGACAUCGACGGCAACUUGUUCGGGUUGAAACGUGGCUCGUUGUCUGCGAUUACAGCCCCUGUGGGUGGCGCUUCCAGCGUCAACUACAACGUCAACCAGAACUCCUCCAACAAUAACCGGUUGAACUUUGGUACCGCUUCUAUCAGCGGCGGGAUUGCCAGCAGGCACCCACCUCAGGACAGCUUCUUGCAGAAGUUCUCGUCGGUCGCUGACGCCACCCGCGAAAUCGAGUUGUCCAACGGCCUCAGCAACAUCUCCUUGGACAACCCCGGCUCUAGAAGAACCAGCUUCAACAACGAUGGCAUCAAGCCAUUGGACUUCAACCUGUUGGGUUCUCCCCGUGGGUCCUUGAAUGAAAACUUGAACAUGCCCGCUCCAAGAACUUCAAGGCACCAGUCCAUCAGCGAGAAAAUCGACCACUACAACAACACCUCUCCAAUCCAAGCCAGCGCGGCCUUGUCAAUCGCGUCCGACUCCCUCCAGUCGGAUCAUAAGGGCUCUCGCAUCAGCCACCAAACCAACGCGCCCCAGAACUUCUGGAACCCUGCAACUGCUGCAUCGUUCACUCCUGCGUUUUCUUAUGGAUAUUUGGGCGACAACUCGUUUCCUGGUGGCGUCCCAGUCCCUCCACCACCACCACCCCAGCAAGCUCAGCAGCCAUUUAAUCACUACAACCGUGGUCCCAAGAGCAACAACAUCCCUCCAAUCAGCCCUCCUGCCUUCAUUAUCCCAUCCCCACCUCCUCAGUUCAUUGAUCCUAGCAUCUACGGAAUGAUGGGAUAUGGAGUUUCUGGAAUUGAUGAAGAGAAGCAACUGGAUGAGGCUAUUGAGAAAAAUGAAGACGUUCAGCUUGACGAGGAAGGGAGACCAAAAGAAGGGUCGAGAAAUGUACACACUCCUGGAAUUGGUAUGAUGAAUCGUCAAGCCCCUCCUGCCUCAUUCAUGUUCCACCCAUUCAGUCCUUAUCCGAUGUAUCAGCAAGGACCACCAAUGGGAAUGCCUCAUUCUCCAGUUCAGCAACCUUUGGAUGGCAACGUCAAACACUUCGACGCCCCAGUUGCAGGAAACCCACCUCCGCCACCACCUCCACCACCUGCGCCAACUACUGGUACUGGUGGAAAGAGAAAAGGUGGAUCUAGAAAUAAUCAUAAUGAAAAUGGCGGUAAGGGCGGUAAUCAUAUUUACAGAUCUCCAUUGUUGGAAGAGGUUCGUUCUAAUUCGAAGGGUAAAGAAUAUUACUUAAAAGACAUUUAUGGCCACGCUAUCGAAUUUACUAAAGAUCAACAUGGGUCCAGAUUUAUUCAACAAAAAUUACCUGAUGCCAGUGAAGAAGAGAAGGAAGUUAUUUUUAACGAAAUUAGAGAUAUCUCCUAUGAAUUGAUGACUGACGUAUUUGGUAAUUAUGUUAUUCAAAAAUAUUUUGAACAUGGUAGUAAUACUCAGAGAAAUGUGCUUUUGGAGAACAUGUUAGGACAUAUCUAUGAAUUAUCAUUACAGAUGUAUGGUUGCCGUGUGAUUCAAAGAGCUAUCGAAGAGAUCACUUUGGACGGCCAAAUCAAAAUCAUUGAAGAACUUAGAGAUCAUAUCUUGAUUUGUGCCAAGGACCAAAAUGGUAAUCAUGUGAUUCAAAAAUCUAUCGAAAGAAUUCCCUUUGAUAGAAUCAAGUUUGUAUUGGAAAGUUUGAAUAAUCAAAUAUACCAUCUCUCGACUCAUCCUUAUGGUUGCAGAGUUAUUCAGAGAUUGUUGGAUUAUUCUAAUAUUGAGGACCAGGAGAAGAUUUUGAAGGAACUCAACAGAUUUAUUUUUUAUUUGAUCCAGGACCAAUAUGGUAACUACGUCAUGCAGCACAUCUUAGAAAGAGGCAAAAUGAGAGAUCGGGAAGAAAUUCUUAAGGUUGUUUUGGGUUCCGUUGUAACCUUCUCGAAACACAAAUUUGCUUCUAACGUGAUUGAAAAAUGUAUCAAGUUUGGUACUAUAGACCAAAGGAGAAGAAUUUUGCAUGAAGUAAUGCUUGGAAAUGAAGAUUUCAAUGUGGAGUUGGUGAGCGAUGACUCACCAUUGGCCUUGAUGAUGAAGGAUCAGUAUGCAAACUAUGUGAUCCAGAAAUUAGUCGAAGGUUUUGACGCCAAGAGUGAUGAAAAGAGAAGAUUGGUGGUCAAAUUGAGGCAAUACUUGAAACAAAUUUCUUCCAAGAAUACUUACGGCAAGCAUCUUGCUUCUGUUGAAAAGAUGAUUAUUGUUGCCGAGACUGCUUUAAUCGAAGCCGAGAAUAAUUAGACUUCAAUCCCUCUUCCUCAAACCCCAAUCAAGCUCGUUAUUUAUUAUUUUUGUUGCCCUUAAUGUUUAAUUUAUGUAAAUACUUGUCUUUCCUUUACGGUGUCUACUUCUAUUGUCUAUAGUUAACGAGUUAUAUAGUUUUUUAUCAAAUUCAAUGUACAUAUAAGUGAAUAACAAGUCCUUAAGUGGCGAAUUUAAUCCCACGGAACCGAGUACUUCGGCAAUAGGUCCUAAAAUAGUAGUUGUAUUGGCUCAUUAACGAUAAGAGUAGUU